CCCAAGGCAAAAAGUCACAUAGCUUUGGUGCCUUUUAGGCGUUAUGAAGGGGUUUUUGUUAAAUGGGUAGAGAUUUUAGUUCUCUGAUGAAGGGAUUAUCUCAAUAAAACUGAUUGAACCUAAGACUGAGGAGUUUGGAAUACUGAAUCAUGACUUAUAUAAAUCUAUAUAAAUCAAUUUCUCUGCCAGAAAAUGAAUAACCAACUUCAUUCAAAUGACAAUUCAACAAUUACAAAGUCUGCUAGCGGUUAAUUAAAAGCUACCAUCUCAUUAUAUUCAGAGGUUCCAUGACUAAAGGAGCAAGCCAAGUUUCCAUUGGCAUGGUGGAUAUUAAAUGUCUGACAGACAAUGAAUUGCAGCAACAGCUUAUCAAGCACGGAUAUAAUCCAGGGCCAAUAAUACCUUCUACAAGACAGGUUUAUGAGGAUAAACUACAAGAAUUGAUAACACAACAUAAGGCUAAGAAGAAAAGCGAAGAUCUAAAUAAGGAUCUGGAAUGUGAGGGAGAAAAAGAGAAUCUUGAUGAUCGCAUUUUGGAAAGAGCCAUCACAAGAUCAUCAAGAAGAAGUAAACAAGGCACAAAAGAGAGUUGUGCACUUGAAAAAUCUGCAAAACAAAAGAGUUUUAAAUUAGAACAGAGUGUCAGUCCUUUACUUCAACGUGGCAGAAAGUUAUCUUCAGAUUAUUCCUCGAAUGGUGAUGUUGACAUCUUUUACGCUGAUCCCUGCUCUCACACAGGAAUAAGGAUUACAAUAAGAAGACCAUUAAAUACCAAGACAGAGGAUCCACAAAGAGAGAAAAUGUUGGAAGAUAUGAAAACUGUAGAAAAGAAAGUAGGAGUGAUUUCAAUCGCCUUUAUAAUUACUGUGUUGCUCAUUUUUGCCUUUAUAAUUUUUGUCUACUUAACCAUGGAAAAGAAGGUCGCAGGCUAGUUACAUACAGUAAGACUAGCAUGAAGACAACAAGCAAUGGGCUCCUGAUUGAGUAAUGUAUCAUUCUCUCUUCCUUCAGUAAAAGAACUCAGAACAACUUUGGAAUUAGUAUGCUCAAGUAAAAAGCCAAAUGCAGUGA
Antechinus flavipes (yellow-footed antechinus) is the source of this 1071-nucleotide messenger RNA. RefSeq names its product LEM domain containing 1 (gene LEMD1). NCBI's taxonomy places the organism in Eukaryota, Metazoa, Chordata, Mammalia, Dasyuromorphia, Dasyuridae. The record is from RefSeq and is a predicted model, not a curated record. The transcript is spliced from 8 exons. Bases 288 to 932 code for a protein of 214 amino acids.